AUGCUUGCUGGUUUAGCAGUAGAGCUGGUGAAGAGGUUUCCUAUGCUUGCUUCAAAAAAGGAUGAUGUACUGGUGGCUAUCGCUAAAAGCUUUCCCAGUGAGCUAGACUAUUGGGAAACACUUGUAUAUCCUCCUAAUUUGAACAAUAUUUUCGAAGUAUUGUCCAAGGCAGCGUCGGUUGGUAAUACUAACAGUACCAGCAUGGCUUGCAUCGUUCUUUUUAUUAAUAUGGAUCUUCGUAUUGAUCAAAUAGGCAAGUUGCAGAACUCUGUUAGUGAACAUUUUGCCCGACCAAUUCUUGAGGCUGCAUGUCAAAAUGCUUAUCAAGUUGUUAGUGAGAUUCUAGAUCAUUCUUUAGGUAAAGCACUUCAAAGUACAGAUAAAAAUGGGCAUGACAUUAUUCAGUUAGCAAUAAUAAACCGUUCGGAAAAAAUCUACAAUCUUAUCUAUGACUUUGGAGAACGUAAGAAUGUUUAUAGAACAUGCAAAGAUUCUUAUGAAAACAAUAUUUUGCACUUGGCGGGAAAAUUGGCGCCAUCAAGUGUAGUGAAUCGGAGAACAGGUGCAGCAUUACAACUUCAACGAGAGCUUCAAUGGUUUCAGGAAGUGGCGAAAUUUGUGUUUCCUUCAUAUAUUACUAAAGAGAACAUUGAUAAGGAGACACCAUAUAUGGUUUUCACAAGGGAACACAAGGAAUUACUAAAGGAAGGAGAACAGUGGAUGAAAACCACAGCGGAGUCAUGUAGUAUCACUGCUGCACUUAUUGUCACAAUUGUAUUUGCAGCUGGAAUUACCGUACCAGGUGGAAACAAUCAAGAAAAGGGGACCCCGUUGUUUAAAAGUAAAGCUGCAUUCAUUAUCCUUGCUAUAGCAGAUGCAAUCUCGCUAUUUGCAUCCAGUACAGCACUACUAGUGUUUUUGUCUAUCCUAACAACACGUUUUGCAGAAAAAGAUUUUCUAGUCAGUUUGCCUAGGAGAUUGUUUAUUGGAAUUUUCUCCUUAGUACUCUCUACAACAACCAUGAUGGUAGCAUUCAUUGCAACCUUAUUCCUUGUCUUUAGUGAUAACUAG
Molecule: messenger RNA, 1071 nt
Organism: Helianthus annuus (common sunflower)
Lineage: Eukaryota; Viridiplantae; Streptophyta; Magnoliopsida; Asterales; Asteraceae
Exons: 6
Coding region: 1-1071 (356 amino acids)
Source: RefSeq, a predicted model, not a curated record